AUGUCUCUCAUGCUUUCGGACAACCUGGCUCCUCAGCCCAUGACUGAUGUCUUCACCGAUGACACCAACAUUGACCGUCGCAAGUGCCACCGCACUGUGCCCAUGAAGGUGCUGGCUCUGGGUGUUGGCCGCACUGGUACUGCCUCUCUUCGCAAGGCUCUUGAGCGUCUGGGCUACGGAAAGUGCUACCACAUGAUGUGUGCUAGUGUUGAGAACCCGCCUGAUUGUCUUAUGUGGCACGAUGCCCUGAACGCUAAGUACAAGGGUAUUGGCGAGUUCGGCCGUAAGGAAUGGGAUCAGCUUCUGGGUGACUGCCAGGCUGUUUGCGACUGGCCCGCCUGUGCUUUCGCCAAGGAGUUGAUCGAGGCCUACCCCAAUGCUAAGGUCAUUCUGACCACCCGUGAUGUUGACCCAUGGCACGCGUCCGUUAUGAAGACCGUCUUCUGGCGUGUCAGUGACCCCGAGCACAAGUUCGUUUCCAACUUCAGCUGGGCCGCUGGCAUGUACUACCCCAUGCUUAACAAGUUCUUCGAGACCUUCUUCCGUGGUGACUUCCCUACUCAUGGUAAGGAGGUCUACAAUGACCACGUUGCUGAGGUCCGCAGCAUGGUUCCCGCCGAUCGCCUUCUGGAGUACAACAUCAACGACGGCUGGGGUCCCCUGUGCGAGUUCCUUGAGGAGGAGGUUCCCGACACCGCUUUCCCCCGCGGUAACGACAUGGCCGACUUCUACAAGCGCUGCAGCACCCGUAACCGCCACCAGAUAAUGAACGCUGCUCUGCAAGCUGUCACUGUUGGUGGUACUCUCCUGGCUACUGGCUUUGCUGCCACCAUGGCCUGGAAGCGCUUCGUUCGCUAA
Messenger RNA from Penicillium malachiteum, 858 nucleotides. RefSeq names its product sulfotransferase family protein. NCBI's taxonomy places the organism in Eukaryota, Fungi, Ascomycota, Eurotiomycetes, Eurotiales, Aspergillaceae. The transcript has 3 exons. The coding region runs from base 1 to 858 and encodes 285 amino acids. The record is from RefSeq and is a predicted model, not a curated record.